AUGUCCCGCCCCUCGUUGAAAUCCUUAAUUGCAUGCUUUACUGGAAAGAGAGGAGCAAAUGAAAGUGAUGGAGAAAAUCUUCCACAGGAAUUGAUGAUUGAGAGUAUUCUAACGAGAUUAACAGCCCGGAAUCUAGCAGUUUGCUGUUGCUUCAGUAAGUUAUGGUACAAUUCAAUCCUUAAUGAUUCAAGAUUUCUUGUGAUUCACUCUAUUCAAAACAAAAGUAAAGAAUCUCUAGUGUUUAAUCUACUUAAUCUUAGGCGAAGCGACUCGAUUGGGAUUUUCCUUUUCAGUUUAUUAGGAGGAGAAAAGGCGAACAUUAAACUCGAAUUGCUCUCAGGUUUUCGAUGCCGGAAUAAACAUGAACUAGUAGGUUUUUGUAAUGGUUUAGCAUCUACCAAAUUAGUCAGUUAUCCUGGUGAUGCUUAUGGUUCAAUAACUGUUGUUAACCCGAUCAGGGGUGAAUCACUUGCCCUGGCUUAUGUACCACCUACUGUGGGAUACAUCUACUUGUGUCAUGGUUUUGGUUUAGAUCCCUUAUCACAAGUAUACAAGGCUGUAAUUGUUUUUGUCUCAGAAGCCAACACCGAGUUUCUUUGCUUGGUCGUUACAUUGGGAAUUAGGUCAUGGAGAAAGAUAAUUACUAGUACUUCUGAUAUCUUACCACCACCACUGCGUUCUUCUUUUUAUCCCAGUCGGAUGGUCCCUAGAGUUUCGAAAACGUUAUGCAGAGCAGCCACCUUCUGUGGGGGUGAUCUUUUUUGGAGGAUGCAGAAUCAACUUGGUACUGAUAAUGACAUUGAAAUGCUGCUCUCAUUCGACCUCCACAACGAGAAGAUUCACUUCAUUCGACUCCCGAAUGAAUGUACUCUGACAACAGCGGCAAAUGAGCGUCUGCAUUUGGUAGUUGAUCAACUUCUGUAGUUUAAAGGAUUCCCUUGCAUUGCACGUUCUGAGCAGAU
Molecule: messenger RNA, 962 nt
Organism: Papaver somniferum (opium poppy)
Lineage: Eukaryota; Viridiplantae; Streptophyta; Magnoliopsida; Ranunculales; Papaveraceae
Exons: 2
Coding region: 1-924 (307 amino acids)
Molecular function (GO): protein binding
Source: RefSeq, a predicted model, not a curated record